Messenger RNA from Anthonomus grandis grandis, 12641 nucleotides. RefSeq names its product transient receptor potential cation channel trpm (gene Trpm). The record is from RefSeq and is a predicted model, not a curated record. Lineage: Eukaryota; Metazoa; Arthropoda; Insecta; Coleoptera; Curculionidae. Bases 289 to 5514 code for a protein of 1741 amino acids. Gene Ontology annotation, biological process: monoatomic cation transmembrane transport; protein tetramerization. Gene Ontology annotation, molecular function: monoatomic cation channel activity. Gene Ontology annotation, cellular component: membrane. The transcript is spliced from 33 exons.
CCGACGUCGGAACAGCAACGUCGCGCCGCGUCUUUUUAAAUUCAUUCAAUUCGUCCCGAGGAGAAAAUAUUUCCUCGUGGUCUCCGUGUGUGCUUCUGUGUAUGUAUGUAUUGGUGGGUGCGUGUGUAAUUUGUUGCAUCUUUCUUUUAUCCCGUCAUUGAAGGAAGCAUAUUUUUUCUUUCUUUUUUUUUUUGGUUACAGUGUCGAAUGCCUAGAGCAGCACCAAAACAGUGGUCUUUGAAACAAUGGUAGAAACACCCCUUUCUAGUGAAAUAACACGCAGCCAGCAUGAAGAAGUCAAAGUUACACGCCAAAUCGCACCACUCAUAUCAGUAUCUGGAAAAACCCAGGGCUAAACCUUCUUUGGGUUUGUUCGAUUCCCUUAUCAAUUCGUUAACGACAUUUUUGUGGCCGGUGGCGAACGAUUUUAGUUCAGCACCCGCGAGAAGUUGGAUCGAGGCAACUUUUCACAAACGGGAAUGUUCCAGAUACAAGCCGACUGCUAAGGACGAAUCACGAUGUUGUUGUGGACGCACGUUAGAACAGCACAAAUACCUGGUGGAUCCGAACCCCAUGGCCCCUGGGGAGAUCUGGUAUCCGUCGAAAUGUACCGUGGCCCACCCUACGGACGCCUAUGGUACCCUGGAGUUCCAGGGUGGGCCGCACCCUUCCAAAGCACAAUAUAUCAGGGUAGCACACGACACCAAACCCGACCACCUGAUGCAACUGAUCACGCGCGAAUGGGGUCUCGAACUACCGAAGUUGCUGAUCUCGAUCCAGGGGGGCAAAGCGAACUUCGAGCUGCAGCCGAAGCUGAAGAAGGUGCUGAGGAAGGGGCUGCUGAAGGCCGCGAGGUCCACUGGGGCCUGGAUAUUCACCGGGGGGACCAACACUGGUGUAACAAAACACGUGGGAGAUGCUUUGUUACUUGAAAGGUCACAAAGGACCGGCAGGGUGAACACUCUGGGAAUCGCCCCCUGGGGCAUAGUCGAGAAUAAUCAGGACCUUAUAGGACACAACACCGAGGUGCCAUAUCAUUCGAUCUCAUCCCCUAGAUCCAAAAACGCGGCUUUAAACAACCGCCACGCCUAUUUCCUAUUAGUCGAUAACGGUACUUUAAGCAAAUACGGAGCCGAAAUCAUCCUGAGGCGCAGGCUCGAACGACACAUAUCAAAACAGCGAUUAUACCCUUUCACCCAAAGUCCCAUCCCCAUCGUAUGUUUGGUGAUCGAGGGAGGCACGAAUACCAUAAGGGCGGUCCUGGAAUACGUCACCGACGACCCCCCCGUUCCUGUUGUAGUCUGUGAUGGUUCAGGCCGGGCUGCUGAUCUCAUUGCUUUUAUGUGCAAGUACGAAUGUUCUAUGUUGAAAACCAUGAAGGAGUACAUCAUAGCGACCAUUCAGCGUGCAUUUGAAGUAGCUGCCGAGCUAGCCGACGGCCUAUUUAGUGAAUUAAUGAUGUGUGUGGAAAAUAAACAUUUGAUAACAAUAUUCCGGAUAGCGGAUAAAUACGACCAAAAACCCCAAGAGCUAGAUCAGACGAUACUGACGGCCCUGUUCAAGUCUCAGCACCUGUCGCCGACGGAGCAGCUGAGUUUGGCGCUGACUUGGAACCGGGCCGACAUUGCCAAGUCGGAAAUUUUCAUUUAUGGGCAAGAGUGGCCCCCGGGGGCUCUGGAGGAUGCCAUGAUGAAGGCCCUGGAACAUGACAGGUGUGAUUUUGUGAAGCUCCUGCUUGAAAACGGGGUGAGCAUGCGUAAGUUUCUCACCAUACCGCGACUGGAGAACCUCUACAAUUCGAAGCAAGGGCCCAGCAACACCUUGAGGUACAUCUUAAGGGAUGUUCGGCCUCACAUACCUACCGGAUACGUGUACACUCUGCACGAUAUUGGGCUGGUUAUUAACAAACUUAUGGGUGGUGCUUACAGGGCAUUCUACACAAGACGAAAAUUUCGACCGAUUUACGCGAAAGUAAUGAACAAAGGGCAAAAUAUGACAAUGAACGCGGCAUCGGCCAGACAGUUUGGUGCGAUGAGUCUUUUGGCGGGUGCGCUGCCCUCUAGCGCCAAUCCCUGUCUGUUCGAUUAUCCUUUUAACGAACUUUUGAUCUGGGCGGUGUUGAUGAAACGCCACAAGAUGGCGCUGCUGAUGUGGCAACAUGGCGAGGAGGCCUUAGCAAAAGCCUUGGUGGCGUGUAAGUUAUAUAAGGCGAUGGCUCACGAGGCGGCCGAAGACGAUAUGGAAACUGAGGUUUACGAGGAGCUGAGGUCUUAUGGGAAGGAGUUUGAGAAUAUUGCUCUAGAAGUACUGGACUAUUGCUACAGACAAGACGAUGAUCAAACGCAACAACUACUAACAUGCGAGUUACAAAAUUGGUCAGGGCAGACCUGUUUGAGUUUAGCGGUGGCGGCCAAUCACAGGGCCCUACUGGCCCACCCCUGUUCCCAAAUCAUCUUGGCCGACUUAUGGAUGGGAGGCUUAAGAACCCGCAAAAAUACCAACAUAAAAGUGAUAAUGGGCCUAAUAUUCCCCCCGUACAUCUUAAGGUUAGAGUUCAAGUCGAAGGAGGAGCUCCAGUUGAUGCCCCAGACCACCGAGGAGCACUUGGAAUUGGAAAACGAGGACGAUGAUAAAAGUGAUUCGGAAAAAAAUCAAGAUGGAGAGCGUAGUAAAGCUGUUCGAAAACAUUACAUACAAUUUUACCCGAAAAAAAAACGUACUAGAAGUUUGAGUAUAAGAAGCAAGACGCCAAACUCGACUGGUGUUAAGGCACUACUGGCCGAGAAUUUCUUAGCCAGAGACCCGAUAAUCCACGAGAACGGGAAACUACCCGCGGAGUACGACGACAAUAAAUACCAUCACGUAUUCUUCACCGACGUUUACUCGGAAAAGGCCCCUAAGCAACGUGAACUCAGGAUCAAGAAGAAACUUUACGAAUUUUUCACUGCUCCUAUCACCAAAUUCUGGUCCAACUCGAUCGCCUACCUAGUGUUCCUGUUCCUAUUCAGUUACACCAUUUUGGUGAAAAUGGAGGAGAUGCCCUCCUGGCAGGAGGUGAUGUCGAUCGCGUUCAUUUGCUCACUCGGAUGCGAGAAGAUCCGCGAGUUGUUCUCUUCUGAGCCGGUGGGGGUCACUCAGAAGUUGGCGGUGUGGAGCUGGAACAUGUGGAACCCCUGCGAUAUGGGAGCGGUCGUCAUGUUUUUGAUUGGGGUCACUUUAAGGUUUCGCACCGAUACGUUCUACCACGGCCGCGUGGUCUACUGCGUCAAUAGCAUCUACUGGUACUUGAGAAUCCUCAAUAUCCUAAGCGUCAACAAAUAUUUAGGUCCCCUGGUAACCAUGAUGGGCAAAAUGGUAAAAAACAUGAUUUACUUCGUCGUGCUGUUGCUGAUCGUGCUGAUGAGUUUCGGGGUGUGCAGACAGGCCAUACUGAACCCCAACGCGGCGCCCCAUUGGAGGAUUGCCAGAGACGUGUUUAUGGAACCGUACUUUAUGUUAUACGGUGAAGUGUACGCGGACAAAAUAGAUCCGGAUUGCGGAACCGACGAGGAUUGUCACGUACCCGGCCGUUGGAUUUCUCCUGUCAUCAUGUCCGUUUACCUUUUGGUGGCCAACAUUCUACUCAUAAACCUCCUGAUCGCCGUGUUCAAUAAUAUUUUCAACGAGGUAAACUCGAUCGCCCAUCAAGUCUGGAUGUUCCAACGGUUCACGGUGGUGAUGGAGUACGAGCAAAAGCCGCUACUGCCGCCCCCUUUUAUCAUUUUUUGUCACAUUUUCUUGCUUAUAAAGUACAUCAGGAGGAAGCUGGAGGGUAAGGAGGAGAGCUACGAUAACGGGUUGAAGUUGUUCUUGGAUAGGGACGAAAUGGAGCGGUUGUACGACUUUGAGGAGGAUUGCGUGGAGGGAUAUUUUGCGGAACAGGAGAAUAAACUGCAACAGUCGACUGAGGAAAGGAUCAAAGUGACUACCGAACGAAUCGAACAUUUAACUCAGAAAGUCGAAGACAUCCACACGAAAGAGAACAUGCAGACCACCGUCCUGCAAAACCUAGAAGUCAGAUGCAGGAAAUUCACCGAACAGUUGACGGACAUCACCAACGAGUUCGAAAUGUUGAAGCAGAUGGUACACAGGACUCAGUCGGCUACCUUAGUCACGCCUCAAGCUACACUUAUAGCCCAAGAUUCCCGGGAGCGCAGCGUAAGCGAGAAAUCCGAAGUGUUUUCCGAGGACGAGUCGGUCGCGAUCGGACAACUGUUGGCCGCCCAUCAACCGACGAAAACGGUCCGUAAGACGAUCGUGCGAUCGUUAACGGAAGUGAGACCGGACGCGUACAUUUUCGAUAACGGCCAGUACAUCGAGUAUCGGCACUCUGAGGACGAGGAGACCGCCCAGGAGACGAAUAAGGAACAGUUAUUGGACAGCAUAUCUGUGGCCGGCAGCAGCUCAAAACUGAAUCUCAUCCGACAACGGACGAAGAGUUCCGAGUCGAAAACCUCGUUGGAAAGCAACCGGAACUCGUUGGACAUAUCGGCGGACGACAUAGCAGCCCUCAGUCUCGACAUACUCAGAACGCGUGCGGCGCAGAAGAGACGCGACUCAGAUUGCGCGCGGCGUGGAUCAGAAAGCGGCACAGGCGAAGACACCUGCUCCUCCUCGACGACCAAACCGACUUUGGGCCGUCGUCAAUUCUCCCAAACGCAAUCCGAACCGGAAACGAGCGAUUUACCAUCGACGGCGACGAUGUCCCAACAGCCAUCGUUCGACCGUAGCGUCACCUUUACCGAACCGAAGAUCAAAGUGAUUCCGCCGACCGGUCGCGGUGGACUUUUGAUGCACAUGCACACCGAAUACGCGAGCAUCACCGACGAAUUGGAAACCGUUUGCGGACUACUCAGUCCACCGAGGAGUCCCGGACUGUUGAGUCCUCCUAGGCCGGAACAGAGUCCGCCUAGUACGAGAAAACGUAACCCCUCCGAAAUGUCCAACCCGGAAAUCGCCAUCAAUUUCGAAAAAGAACAUCUAAGAAACGCCGAAGAGAGCGACUACAUGGUGAUGGAGAAUCUGAUUCACAAGAGGUACGACGGAGCCGACGACGACGAGUCGGAGGAGGAGUUGGAGGAACCCAAAGAGGAUUUGGGAGAGGGAGGGAGCGGACCUGCCUCUAGAGCACCCGCUCUAUUAAGCGUCGUUGCCGAAACAAGAGAGUUUAGGGUAAGCUCGUGGCCAGCCAGGCAGCAAACCUUAAAACGGUCCGAGGCUGUAGACAGCGACUCUCCCUCCACGGGAGGAAUAGGUUCGAGCUCGUGCUCUUCGACCGAUCGUCAAGAUUCGUCCGAAUCGAAGUCGAGCACCAACACGUCGACGAGCAACCCCCACGCGACUCUUAAGCGACCCUCGAUCGUCGUCGAUUCGAGCAAUUUACCGACGUUGAAACCGGAAGUGGACCUCAGCACUUUACGCAGAACCGGAUCGAGGGACAGUUUGCAUCCAGUCCAAAGUGAGACGAUGUGUUAAGUACAGUAAAUUUUCUUUAAAUUGUAAGCAAUAAUAGAAGAGAAAAAAAAGAGAAUGGGAAGCCACACCAUGCGGUCUUUGUUUAUCUCAGCCAUUGAUUAAAAGAACUUAAAAACUGAAAUGUCGAUUGUUUCUCCGAGUUUAACUUUCUCUACGCUUUAGCGUAGGUCGUACAAAUAAAGAUGAAAAAUGAUUGAAAAUGUAGAUACUUACAUUUUCAGCCAAAUAGAACCCUUUUCAUGAGAAAGUUACAUUAAUUAACGAUGAAACUAUGUUUUAAUCACAAUCAUUUAUUUAAUUAAUCUCUUAAACAAACACAAUAAUUACUUCACACCUCAUCAGAUGAAGCAAUGCCAUAAUCAAUACAUUUUUUUAUAAAAAGACAGGAUUUUAAUAUAAACUUUCUACAACCAUCAACUAUAUUUAAUCUUAAUAAUCAAAAUAUUAUAAAAACAACUCGAUAUUGUUUUCAUAAUAAAUCAAAUGCUCUUUUAGCUUUAUUCAUUACUAGCAAGGACUUAUUAAUAAUGACUUUAUUCCUAUUUCUGCAGCAAUUUUACAAAUCAAAAUCAAUAUAAAUAAAUAUAGGUACAUAUAUCAAAUUUAGAAAUUAUGACGGCAACUACCCUGGGAUUCGAUAUAUACAUAUAUAUACAAGAAAAUUCAGUUUAACACAUUAGUGCAUGAAGUAAGAUGGAAUAAGAAACACAUAAGUUUUUUAUUAAACAUUUGUUUAGUGUACUUCAAAUAAGCAGGCAAAUGUGGAAAAAAAAACUAGAAAUGUAUACAUUUGAAAAACAGAACAGUCCCUUAUGAAGGACAUUAUUCUUUGAUAUGCCUAUUUAGUGUGAUAAGCCUUGAAACAUAUUUUGAGAUGUAAGCCCGCAUUACAUUUUACGCAAACAAAAUUUGCCUUUUUUUUUGUAAAAUGCAUACCUUCUAUCAGUCUCCGAAUAUUCCACCAAAUGAUUGAUAUUAUCAAAUCUAACAUCCAGCGGUAAGGUUGGUCUUAGUUUCCCUUUUACAGACUUUACGCCAUAUGAAUGCAGCAAAGCUAGGGCUAUGUUUCUUCGAAAUAUAACUAAAGUUUACGAGCAGUAAAAUAUAUUUAUUCAGGAUAAAUCAAUAUUUCGUUCAAGUAAAUGAUUUAUUCAAUUCAACGUACAGAAGGUGACUAAAAACUGUCUUCUUCCAAACGAACCGAUAGACUCACUUAUUUUUUUUUUUAUCAUCUUUCAGACCCAAACCUUCAAAAUAUCUUAAAUAGCAUAACACUACGCCAGAGUAACAAAAACAUUCAUAUAUGGGCUCGAUUUUGGCUGGAGAACAGUACCGCCGAUUCUUAUUGACCCUGCUUAAGUUGCAAAAGUCAGGGACGGUGUUUCGUUUUAGUAAGGUAAGUUGGGGCAAGAUCGCACGGAAUAUAGAUUAGUUCAAAUUUACCUGAUCAUAGUAUCGGAAAAUGAUUUUAAAAAUAAGUCACAAUCUACAGGUUUCAACUUCAAUAUGUAAGCAAAGAGUUCGCUGGGUGGAACUUAAUACUUGUUAAUAGGAAAAAUUAUAAAAAAAUAAAAUAAAAAAAAUACAGUAGUUCGAACUUGCCCCGGGGGGAAGGGAAAAGAUCGGACAACUUGUUAAGUUAUAAUAUAAGUCUGUAAAGAACACCCUCGGGGUAACAUCGAAUUCCGAACAAGCCCCUGGCAAAUUUCUUCCUAUUUAAACCGUACAUUUAUAGUCGUAUAAUUUUUGUAUGUGUUCGAUCUUACCCCGUAUUUAAAUAAAAACAGCCGUCAGUCGUGAUUUUAGGUGAAGCACUGCUUGGCCCUGCAUCUAAUAUAUCCCUGCCCAGAAUGUCAUUAUUACCAUUCGCUUUGUCAGUUACGCAUACACCGGCAUUCUUUAUAUUUUCAAACUUUUUUAAUGCUUCAGGAUGGUAUUUUUCUUUUGGAAUAACUGUCGGAUUAAAAGGAUAUAUUCCACUUUUCUUAAAUCCAUUUUGAAUAACAUUUGGGCUUAUGUUAUUCCAUAUUUUCCGCACUUUUUCGGAAAAUAUUUUCUUUGGCAAUUUAACGCCUUGAUUUUGUCUUUGCCAAGUAACUAAUUCUUGGUCCCAAGAUGUUUUAAAUGACCUAAAUACAGCAAGGUCAAGGGGCUGCAAAAGGUGGGAGGUAUGCGGCGGAAGCUUUAAAAUAGUUAUACCAUUUUCCUGUGCAAGAGUUACUACCCUAUUGUCUACGUGCGUACUGUGUCCAUCAUAUAUAAGUAAAAUCGGUCGUAGCCCACCCAGUGUAGGAAUUUCAGCUUUCUUAAUGAAGUUGACAAAAAUGUCAGUCUCCAUCCAACCAUUACUGCUAGCAGCGUAUGCUACAUCUGUUUCGCCGUCUCGAUCUGCCAUCCACUGGUCCCAUACAUUCUUGCCCUUAAAGACAAUUAAAGGGGGCGCUUUUUCACCAACAGCAUUCACAGCAGACAAAAUUGUAACGUUCUCCCUUCCGGGACCACUGGUAACACGGGAACAAGCUACACCUCUUGCACCAACUACCUUUGUUUUAGAUGGAUCUAUAGACAAGCUCGUCUCAUCUAAAUUCCAAAUUUGCUAUGGAAGAUCAUUUAAUUUUAAGUCAUUUAAAACUGUCUCUAAUAGGCUAAAAUACUCGUUGAUUAUGAAAGGAUCGGUCAUUUUCUUUCUCGAAUCUUCCACCGCCUGGGGCUUUUUAAUCGAAAGUUUAUGUCGUUAUUUAAAAUUAAUAAACCAGUCGGCACCUGGCAUAUUAUUUUUAAAAGGAGUCUUAAUGUUAUUUUUUGUUACGUAUUCGGCUAUAAUAAACAAAACUUCCUUUCUUGAGGACCCAUUUCUCAAGUGUUUUAAGACCAUUUGCCAAAAUCCUUUCAUGUUCUAAGGAAAUUGCCAAGUUCCAGCGUUUGGCUUUUUAACCCAUGGGUUCCUUUAGAAUGAUCAUGCAGUGUUGAUUUUGGGAUGUGAUAUUUUUUUGAUGCACCGUUGAGGGUUAUUAAUCCCCCUUCUAAUUCAUUAAUGGCUCUCGCAAGGUCCUCCUUGGUGUACUUUUUCCCCCUGUCGGAUUUUCUUACAUAUUUUCGAACCAUCGUCAGACCUGUAACAAAAAAUCAAUACUGCAGAUGUAUUGGGGCAAGAUCGGAAAAAGUUAUUCGAACUUGCCCCUUACUUCUACAUACGGGGAAAGAUCGAACCAACUCAUAAUAACACUCCUUGAAGCUAUGAUUUACUAAUCCAAACAGUUUAUAAAGAUAGACCAUUCACAACAGAGAUUACCUAUAUAAUGUUAAUAACUUACCUUUUGAAGCAAAGUUUGGCGAAGGGAGUAAGUUCGAAUACACAAAAUAAACCAAAAAAACACAAAACUGUAUGUAGUUUACACGAAACACCUUAAAACAAAACGUUGUCUUGUCGAGCACUGCGUGCUAUUGUUUGUUUCACGCGGAGAAUGAUUCCCGCGCUGUUGCCACAACAAUAUGACUUCUGGAGGCUGCGUUCGGACUUGCCCCUUGUCCGAUCAUACCCCAACUUACCUUAGUUCGUUUUAAAAGAAGAUUUUAUUGAAUCCUCAGGGUGAAUUAUUGCCAUAAGUAGCCACGCAUUUACUAUGGACACAUCAAAAAGAUAGGCAAAAAUUGGCCACCACCAUUUUCUUUGUCUUAUUCCGGUCCUAUAGUUGGCAACCAUGUUGUCUAAUUUAUUAUAAUUAUAUAUUAUGCCUGGCUGUGGAACCUUUACCUUAGAUUUAGUUUCUCUGCAGUAACGUGGAGCUGUUUUGUUUGCAGGUACGUCAAAAUUUGAAGCAGCUGCUACAACUUUGUUGUUCUUCCGUUGAACAACUACAACAUCUUGACAUGCAGACUUAUGACAGGAGCCUCUUUUUUCAGUUUUCCAUUCUUGCUUUGACCUUAGUGGACUAUUUUCUACUCGAUUUUUAACGUAAAGUACCUGUGGCACAGUAACCAUCCUGAGACAAUCGACUAAGUAAUUUUAACGAAGUAAAAUUGAUAGCCUUCAUUUGGUGGUAUUUUAGCUUGUUGAAUUAGGGAUAAGACAACGUGGCCUCCUAUUCCAUAUUCUUUAUUCUCGGAAUAAGUUAAAUUAUUUUGUUUGCCCAUAUCAAUAUCAAAAGCUAAAUGCUGUACUCAUUGCUGGUACAAAGAGCCCAGUUUUUGAACCCAAAUCUUAUGGGCUUCCCCUUAAUAAAUUGUUUCGCAUAAUGUUUUCCAUAAUAAGGAAUCCCGCUCUCAUCAAUACUUAGUUUUUCAGCAAGACCUCCGUACAUCCUAUAAUUUUCAUUUAGCCGCUCAAUAACCGGUCGAAGCUUAUAAAGUCUAUCAUCCUCAUCUAUUUUGGAAUUAUCGUUCAUGUGCAAAUUCCGUAAUAUUGUCUCAAAACGGUUGAGACGAAUACUUUCUGCUAAUAUUUUUGGAAUAUCAUUAUUAGCUCCCCAGUUUGUCAUGACAUAAAUUUAAAUUGUUUUGACAUGCAUACAGAUUUGUUUGGGUACCAAUAUGUUCACACAUCGUUGCAUCAAAAAAAAGUUGAAAAAAUGUUAGUGGGGAAGAAAUAUUCACUAAAUCAGCUGGUGGCUGCUCGGGGACACACGUGGAAUUUAUAAUAAAAGACGGUUCUUCAAUAUUCCAAUUCCGUAAUGUUUGAGUUGAUUUUCCACGCUUUUUUUUCUUUGUUGAGGUUUCUUGGUUAUUAAAAACACUAAAAAUUAAAAUAAUUGUUGAUAGUCUCCCUACUUUUAUUGCAUUUCAAUAAAAUAUACAAUUGACAUAACCUCAAAAACUAAACGACAAUCAUAGUGGUUAAUUAAAGAAAAGUACGGAUUUAAAAAACAUACCUGUGUGUUCAGUUAAACUCUUUAGAGCUGCUGCAACUAUUCUUUUGCUUCUGGAACUUGGCAAUUUUUGGCAAAACAAAAACAAAUUUCACGAGCACUAUACACGCGUUGCUUCACUGUUUACCAAAGACUGAAACAACAACUGAAUAAGUCAAAAUGCCGUGUUUAUUUCGCUGCUAUAGCUGGGUAACUAAAGAUACCUAGUUUUAGUAUAAAAUAUCACGAGUAUUUAAGAAAUACCUAUUUUCAAAUUUUAUUUUAGAAGUUAUCUAAAAUUCAACGGACAAUUUUAGAAAUUUUCUAGUUAUUGCAUUAAAUAAAGCAGACAUAGUAGAUCAGUUGCCAGUGGAUAACUCGUUUCUUUUAAAAAUGGAGUUGCCUAGUUGUAGUACUAAGCCCACGAUAUAAUAAGAAAGAUCUCCAACUGAAAAUUCUUUCUGAAAAACUCAUCCAAUUAAAUAUUUAUUAUUGCCGAUCAUUUAGUUAGACACAGGUGAAUAAACACUAUAAUAGUUACCUUAUGUUAACUAAUAAAUUACAAUGUAUUUGAAAUAUGUACAAAUUAUAUUCAUUAAAUAAGUUCUAUGCAUUUGUAUUUGCUCUACUUUGAAACCUAUAUUAAAAAUGUGCAUUUAGGCGCAGAUGUAUAAAUCGGAAGCGAAUGGUCUCUACUCAAAAUUGAAGAAUGGCAAGUACUACUUGUAAUUCUUGGUUUUUUGUUCAACAUUUUAUGCAAUCCAAAAAUUAUUAAUAAUUAUGAUUAUGUGUAUAAGUAAACGAAUAGAUAUAGGUAUAGGUAGUAUAGUAAACAUUUUUUCUAUUUCCUACUAAAUUUAUGGAAUAAAAUCACAUCCAAAGCAAUAUUGCAGUUUUAACACAACUUAACGAGUUUGAAUUAUUUUUAAAAAGAAAAAUUGAGAAAUAGAAAAUGUAAAUAUCAUGUUUUGAAAUAAAAUCAAAAUAGUCAAUCCCCUUCUGGAAAGAACAAAAUGUAUUCAAUGAAUUUUCCUAAUAGACCAGUAAAAGAACUCACAGAAAGUGCACAUUGAGAUUGAAUGGUGCGGUUUUUUUGCAAAUAGUGUCUUAUUUGUUCUAUUUCCUCAUUAAACAUUACGGUUUGAAGGUAUUUCGUGGCAUCUGUUUUAUGAUUAGACAAAUUUUCUUUAAUUUUUUACCCCCUAAACAUUAUAAAUCUAAUUUCUGUUAAUUUUAAGUGUCUGUUAAGGUGUGGCUUCCCAUUCUUAUUGGCCCCAAAAUAGCCUAAUUGCAUACUGUGCGCCCAUAAAACUAACGAGAAUCGCAUUGAAAUUAUGACGCAUGCUUCCUUAGUAGCCUCUAAAGUACAAAAUUAGAAAAAAACAAACCAAAGAUAUGUACCUACCUACCGGCAACUAUGAGGCAUGACGAUCCACUAAACCAAUUAAAUUUCUUCAAAUUAUGUUUUUUUUUCUACUUUCUGGUACGUCUUCCUUUAAUUUUUAUUAGCUCUAUGUGUUCGAACCGCAUUUAAUAAAACGCUUUUAUCACUUUUCGUGACAAUAAAGUUAAUUUAAAACCAAAAUAAAUAAAUUAAAUAAGUUUAGUAUGUGAUAUUUUUAAACAAAUACUUUAUAUAAGCACGCAUUUAGGUAUUAUUUAAUAUAGUAUAUAUAUAUAAAAGGAAUUCUAUAAAAUAAGGAAAAAUCCCCUUUUCUCUCCCCCCACAACUUUGUAUAAUACUUUGAUCCCCUUUGACAAUAUAAUUAUUGUGAUUUCCCUUCUAAUAAAAAAAAAUUCUCGUAGUGUUUUUAGUGCUCAAUUUAGUGCUCAAAAAUGUCGUGUGUGGCAAUACUCAUUUGUUCAUUACUAAAGGUACUUGCAUAAAACGGUUGUAAAAUACCCAUAUACGGGGGGCGCUAAUAAGAAAUUUUGUUCAUUAAAGGAUACUGGGCACAACUUCAAAGAAACCCUCCCCCUGUAUAAUAGAGUUAAUAUAUAUAUUUUUUGUAGCAAUACAAACGCAAAAGGAAUUCAUCAUAUUCAUAGUACAAUAAGCGAAUCAAAAAUAUAAAAACAUAUUGUAUAAAUAAAGAGCAUAUCGACAAAAAUUUUAUCAAACAAAAGAGAUAUUGGUACCUUUAUGAUUUACUUUCUUUUUUUUAUUAUAUAUAGUUAUUAUAAUUUGAUUGUAGAAUAAUAUAUAUAGUGAACAUUUUAUUAUCCAAUUUGUUUUUUCCUCUUUGUAAAUUAAAAUCUGAAUAAAAAUAUUGUUUUGAAAUA